AUGGCCUCCGACCAGUCGCCCAAGCGCAGGAAGCUCGACAGCACCGCCGACCCUGGAGAGGAGUCGGACGGAUAUGUGCCCUACGUGCCCGUCAAGAAGCGGAAGGAGGCCGAGCUCAACAAGCUGCUCGACAAGAAACUGAGCCGCAAGGAGGCCCAGGUGGUGAAGCGCAAGCAGGCCGAGCUCGACGCGUUCAAGACGGAGGCGCAGAAGAAGCUCGAGGAGGAACACAAGGUGAUCGAGGCCAUCGCGGCGCAGAAGAAGAAGCUCGGGGGCGCCCAGGAGCUGGCCAAGGGCGUCGAAUACACCCAGUCCAUGAAGACCAGCUGGAGCCCCCCCGCCUACAUCCGCAACCGCACCGCUCAGGAAAACUCAAGGCUUAGGGAGCGCCUCGGCAUCCUGGUCGAGGGCCUCCACUGUCCCCCGCCCAUCGAGCACUUCCAGGACAUGCGUCUGCCCGCACCCGUGCUCAGGUAUCUCAAGGAGAAGAAGAUCAAGCUGCCCACGCCCAUCCAGCUCCAGGGCCUCCCCGUCGCCCUCUCCGGACGAGACAUGAUCGGGAUCGCAUUCACCGGCUCCGGCAAGACGCUCGCCUUCUCCCUGCCCCUCCUGCUCCUCGCCUUGGAGGCCGAGAUGAAGCUGCCGUUCAUCCAGGGCGAGGGCCCGGUGGGGAUCAUCGUCUGUCCAUCGCGCGAGCUGGCCCGACAGACCUACGAAGGCCUAGUGGCCAUGGCCCUCGCCUGCGCCCAGUCGGGCAAAUACCCCCAGCUGGGCACCCUGCUCUGCAUCGGCGGCAUCUCGAUGGCCGACCAAUCCCACGUGAUGUCCAAAGGCUUCCACAUCGUCGUCGCCACCCCGGGCCGGCUGCAGGACAUGCUCGAGAAGCGCAAGUUCAACCUCGACAACUGCACCUAUCUGUGUCUCGACGAGGCCGACCGGAUGGUCGACAUGGGCUUCGAGGACGACGUGCGCAACAUCAUGAGCUUCUUCAAGCGCCAGAGACAGACCCUCCUCUUCUCCGCUACCAUGCCCAAGACGAUCAGAGACUUCGCCGAGAACAGUCUCGUCAAUCCCGUUGUCGUCAACGUCGGCAGAGCCGGGGCCGCUAACCUCGACGUCAUCCAGGAGGUCGAAUACGUCAAGCAAGAGGCUAAGAUGGUCUACCUCCUCGAAUGUCUCCAGAAAACCCCCCCGCCCGUCAUCAUCUUCAGUGACAACAAGAACGAAGUCGAUGAUAUCCAGGAAUACUUGCUCCUCAAAGGGGUCGAAGCCGUCGCCAUUCACGGAAGCAAAACGCAAGAAGAGCGAGAGUAUGCGAUCAAAUCGUUCAAGUCAGGCAAGAAGGAUGUGAUGGUAGCCUCGGGGGUAGCCUCGAAGGGCCUAGACUUUGCCGAGAUCCAGCACGUGAUCAACUUCACGAUGCCGGGAGAGAUCGAGAACUAUGUGCACCAGAUCGGCCGGACGGGGCGCUCGGGAAAGACGGGGAUCGCGACCACCUUCAUCAACAUGAACUCGCCCGAGCCCACCCUGCUCGACCUCAAGUAUCUGCUGCUCGAGGCCAAGCAAAGGAUCCCCCACUUCCUCCAGACCAUCGAGGACCCCAACGCCGGCGCUAACGCCGCCGCUAACGGCUGCCAGUUCUGCGGCGGGCUCGGCCACUCCGCUCUCAACUGUCCCAAGCGCGAAGACUCCCAACGGAGGGAACGCGCCGGCCACCAUCGGGAAGACGGCGCCGGCGGAGGCUACUGA
Molecule: messenger RNA, 1749 nt
Organism: Puccinia triticina
Lineage: Eukaryota; Fungi; Basidiomycota; Pucciniomycetes; Pucciniales; Pucciniaceae
Exons: 6
Coding region: 1-1749 (582 amino acids)
Biological process (GO): mRNA splicing, via spliceosome
Cellular component (GO): spliceosomal complex
Molecular function (GO): zinc ion binding; RNA helicase activity; RNA binding
Source: RefSeq, a predicted model, not a curated record